AAAGAGUGGCCGGCUGUUCCUAUCGCUGCUGAUCCUGUGUGCGCUGUGCACCAGAUGUGGGUGGAAUGAGGCUGCAGGAGCACCUGCCUCCCCAGUGGCUAUGAUGACUAAAUGAGGAGGCCCCUGUAGAGUGUACAGCGUUCACCCGGUGAUGGUGUGAUUGUAACAGCUGGGGUUGCUGGGACCCAGAGUAUCCACGGUGUGCAUGCACUUGAACUUCAGGAUUCCCUAUUUCCCUCUCAGGUGCAAGAGCUCUGGCGAGUCUGGAUCCCUACACAUGUGUGUCAGGUUCUGGAAACAUCUUCUCUCAUCUCCCCGUGAUGCCCAGGGGCUCCCCCAGCCUCUAGAAGCCACUGCUUGUCCAGGGCGCCAGCAGGACAAGCUGUUGUCAAGCCUGGAUUUGAUCCUAGGUCUGGUUGCUUCCGGAAUGCCCAGAUGGGCCUCUGCUGUUCCCUGAGCUUGCUGUCAGCAAAUGUUUGAUGGACUUUCUGGCCGAGACCAGCCAGUGGAGCUGCUGAAUCCUGCCCGCGUGAACCACAUGCCCAGCACGGUGGAUGUGGCCACGGCGCUGCCUCUACAAGUGGCCCCCUCGGCAGUGCCCAUGGACCUGCGCCUGGACCACCAGUUCUCGCUGCCUGUGGCAGAGCCCGCCCUGCGGGAGCAGCAGCUACAGCAGGAGCUCCUGGCGCUCAAGCAGAAGCAGCAGAUCCAGAGGCAGAUCCUCAUCGCCGAGUUCCAGAGGCAGCACGAGCAGCUCUCCCGGCAGCACGAGGCGCAGCUCCACGAGCACAUCAAGCAACAGCAGGAGAUGCUGGCCAUGAAGCACCAGCAGGAGCUGCUGGAACACCAGCGGAAGCUGGAGAGGCACCGCCAGGAGCAGGAGCUGGAGAAGCAGCACCGGGAGCAGAAGCUGCAGCAGCUCAAGAACAAGGAGAAGGGCAAAGAGAGUGCCGUGGCCAGCACAGAAGUGAAGAUGAAGUUACAAGAAUUUGUCCUCAAUAAAAAGAAGGCGCUGGCCCAUCGGAAUCUGAACCACUGCAUUUCCAGCGACCCCCGCUACUGGUACGGGAAAACGCAGCACAGUUCCCUUGACCAGAGUUCUCCACCCCAGAGCGGAGUGUCGACCUCCUAUAACCACCCAGUCCUGGGAAUGUACGACGCCAAAGAUGACUUCCCUCUUAGGAAAACAGCUUCUGAACCGAAUCUGAAAUUACGGUCCAGGCUAAAGCAGAAAGUGGCCGAAAGACGGAGCAGCCCUCUGCUACGCAGGAAAGACGGGCCAGUGGUCACUGCUCUAAAAAAGCGUCCGUUGGAUGUCACAGAUUCCGCGUGCAGCAGCGCCCCAGGCUCCGGACCCAGCUCACCCAACAACAGCUCCGGGAGCGUCAGCGCAGAGAACGGCAUCACGCCCGCCGUCCCCAGCAUCCCGGCGGAGACGAGUUUGGCGCACAGACUUGUGACGCGAGAAGGCUCGGCCGCUCCACUUCCCCUCUACACGUCGCCGUCCCUGCCCAACAUCACGCUGGGCCUGCCUGCCACCGGCCCUGCUGCUGGCACGGCGGGCCAGCAGGAUGCCGAGAGACUCACCCUUCCCGCCCUCCAGCAGCGGCUCUCCCUUUUCCCCGGCACCCACCUCACUCCCUACCUGAGCACCUCGCCCUUGGAGCGGGACGGAGGGGCGGCGCACAGCCCUCUUCUGCAGCACAUGGUCUUACUGGAGCAGCCGCCGGCACAAGCGCCCCUCGUCACAGACUGGUAUCUUUCAGGCCUGGGAGCACUGCCCCUCCACGCACAGUCCCUGGUUGGUGCGGACCGGGUGUCCCCCUCCAUCCACAAGCUGCGGCAGCACCGCCCACUGGGGCGAACCCAGUCGGCCCCGCUGCCCCAGAACGCCCAGGCUCUGCAGCACCUGGUCAUCCAGCAGCAGCAUCAGCAGUUUCUGGAGAAACACAAGCAGCAGUUCCAGCAGCAGCAACUGCACAUGAACAAGAUCAUCCCGAAACCAAGCGAGCCGGCCCGGCAGCCAGAGAGUCACCCAGAGGAGACGGAGGAGGAGCUCCGUGAGCACCAGGCUCUGCUGGACGAGCCCUACCUGGACCGGCUGCCGGCGCAGAAGGAGGUGCACGCACCAGCUGGCGUGCAGGUGAAGCAGGAGCCCAUUGAGAGCGAUGACGAAGAGGCAGAGCCCCCUCGGGAGGGGGAGCCGGGCCAGCGCCAGCCCAGUGAGCAGGAGCUGCUCUUCAGACAGCAAGCCCUCCUGCUGGAGCAGCAGCGGAUCCACCAGCUGAGGAACUACCAGGCGUCCAUGGAGGCUGCCGGCAUCCCCGUGUCCUUCGGCAGCCACAGGCCUCUGUCCCGGGCGCAGUCCUCACCGGCAUCUGCCACCUUUCCCGUGUCUGUGCAGGAGCCCCCCACCAAGCCGAGGUUCACGACAGGCCUCGUGUAUGACACGCUGAUGCUGAAGCACCAGUGCACCUGCGGGAGCAGCAGCAGCCACCCCGAGCACGCCGGGAGGAUCCAGAGCAUCUGGUCCCGCCUGCAGGAGACAGGCCUCCGGGGCAAAUGCGAGUGCAUCCGCGGACGCAAGGCCACCCUGGAGGAGCUGCAGACGGUGCACUCGGAAGCCCACACCCUCCUGUACGGCACAAACCCCCUCAACCGGCAGAAACUGGACAGUAAGAAACUUCUAGGCUCGCUCGCCUCCGUGUUCGUCCGGCUCCCCUGCGGUGGUGUUGGGGUGGACAGCGACACCAUAUGGAACGAGGUGCACUCGGCGGGGGCGGCCCGCCUGGCCGUGGGCUGCGUGGUGGAGCUGGUCUUCAAGGUGGCCACGGGGGAGCUGAAGAAUGGCUUUGCUGUGGUCCGCCCCCCUGGACACCACGCAGAGGAGAGCACACCCAUGGGCUUUUGCUACUUCAACUCCGUGGCCGUGGCAGCCAAGCUUCUGCAGCAGAGGUUGAGCGUGAGCAAGAUCCUCAUCGUGGACUGGGACGUGCACCACGGAAACGGGACCCAGCAGGCUUUCUACAGCGACCCCAGCGUCCUGUACGUGUCCCUCCACCGCUACGACGAUGGGAACUUCUUCCCGGGCAGCGGGGCUCCUGACGAGGUGGGCACAGGGCCCGGCGUGGGUUUCAACGUCAACAUGGCUUUCACUGGCGGCCUGGACCCUCCCAUGGGAGAUGCUGAGUACUUGGCGGCCUUCAGAACGGUGGUCAUGCCGAUCGCCAGCGAGUUUGCCCCAGACGUGGUGUUGGUGUCAUCGGGCUUCGACGCUGUGGAGGGCCACCCCACACCUCUCGGGGGCUACAACCUCUCCGCCAGAUGCUUUGGGUACCUGACGAAGCAGCUGAUGGGCCUGGCUGGCGGCCGGAUUGUCCUGGCCCUCGAGGGAGGCCACGACCUGACCGCCAUUUGCGACGCCUCCGAAGCAUGCGUUUCUGCCUUGCUGGGAAAUGAGCUUGAUCCUCUCCCAGAAAAGGUUUUACAGCAAAGACCCAAUGCAAACGCUGUCCGCUCCAUGGAGAAAGUCAUGGAAAUCCACAGCAAGUACUGGCGCUGCCUGCAGCGUGCAACCUCCACGGCAGGGCGUUCUCUGAUCGAGGCUCAGACCUGCGAGAACGAAGAAGCCGAGACGGUCACCGCCAUGGCCUCGCUGUCCGUGGGCGUGAAGCCCGCCGAAAAGAGACCAGACGAGGAGCCCAUGGAAGAGGAGCCGCCCCUGUAGCACUCCCUCGAAGCUGCUGUUCUCUUGUCUGUCUGUCUCUGUCUUGAAGCUCAGCCAAGAAACUUUCCCGUGUCACGCCUGCGUCCCACCGUGGGGCUCUCUUGGAGCAUCCAGGGACACCCGGCGUACAACAGCCACGGGAAGCCUUUCUGCCACCCAGGCCCACAGGUCUCAAGACGCACAUGCACACCUGGGCGUGGCAGCCUCACAGGGAACACGGGACAGAUGCCGGCGACGCGCAGACACACGGACACGCGCAAGCCAAGCACACUCUGGUGGGUCCCGCGAGGGGCGCCGUGGAGGAAAGAAGCCUGUGGCGACAGGCGGCCGAGCUGCCGAAUUCAGUUGACACGAGGCACAGAAAACGAAUAUCAAAGAUCUAAUAAUACAAAACAAACUUGAUUAAAACUGGUGCUUAAAGUUUGAUUAUUACCCACAACUCCACAGUCUCUGUGUAAACCACUCGACUCAUCUUGUAGCUUAUUUUUUUUUAAAGAGGACGUUUUCUACGGCUGUGGCCUGCCUCUGUGAACCAUAGCGGUGUGCGGUGGGGGGUCUGCACCCGGGUGGGGGAUGGAGUGACCUUUAAAGAAAACAAAACUGGACAGAAACAGGAAUGUGAGCCUGGGGGAGCUGGCUUGAGUUUCUCAAAGCCAUCGGAAGAUGCGAGUUUGUGCCUUUUUUUUAUUGCUCUGGUGGAUUUUUGUGGCUGGGUUUUCUGAAGUCUGAGGAACAAUGCCUUAAGAAAAAACAAACAGCAGGAAUUGGUGGGACAGUUUCCUGUGGCCAGCUGAGUCUGGCAGUGCUGGCACCGCGAGCUGGCCUGACGCCCCAAGCAUGGGCACCAGCCGUCAUCUCCGGGGCCAGGGGCUGCAGCCCGGCGGUCCCUGUUUUGCUUUAUCGCUGUUUAAGAAAAAUGGAGGUAGUUCCAAAAAAGUGGCAAAUCCCGUUGGAGGUUUUGAAGUCCAACAAAUUUUAAACGAAUCCAAAGUGUUCUCUUCUCACACGUCACAUAACGAUUGAACAUCUCCAUCUGGUCGUGAAGCAUGUGGUAGGCACACUUGCAGUGUUACGAUCGGAAUGCUUUUUAUUAAAAGCAAGUAGCAUGAAGUAUUGCUUAAAUUUUAGGUAUAAAUAAAUAUAUAUAUGUAUAAUAUAUAUUCCAAUGUAUUCCAAGCUAAGAAACUUGAUUCUUAUGAAAUCUUGAUAAAAUAUUUAUAAUGCAUUUAUAGAAAAAGUAUAUAUAUAUAUAAAGUGAAUGCAGAUUGCCGAGGUCCCUGCGAAUGGAUGGCUCUCAAGGUGCUUAUGGAAAGGGAUCCUGAUUGAAAUUCAUGUAUUUUCAAGCUCCAGAUUGGCUUGAUUUCAGAUCGCCAACACAUUCGCCACUGGGCAACUACCCUACAAGUUUGUACUUUCAUUUUAAUUAUUUUCUAACAGAACCCCUCCCGUCUCCAAGCCUUCAUGCACAUAUGUACCUAAUGAGUUUUUAUAGCAAAGAAUAUAAAUUUGCUGUUGAUUUUUGUAUGAAUUUUUCACAAAAAGAUCCUGAAUAAGCAUUGUUUUAUGAAUUUUACAUUUUUUCUCACCAUUUAGCGAUUUUCUGAAUGGUAAUAAUGUCUAAAUCUUUUUCCUUUCUGAAUUCUUGCUUGUACAUUUUUUUAACUUUCAAAGGUUUUUAAUUAUUUGUUUUUAUUUUUGUACAAUGAGUUUUCUGCAGCAUAUGGAAUUGUUGCCGUCAGAGUUUAUUUUCAGAAAGUUAGAGGAGGGACCGUAGGUCUUUUUGGAGUGACACCAACGAUUGUGUCUUUCCUAGUCUGUCCUAGGAGCUGUAUAAAGAAGCCCGGGGCUCUUUUUAACCUUCAACACUAGUAGUAUUACGAGGGGUGGUGUAUUUUUCCCCUCUGUGGCAGGGGCAGGGAGGGUCGCUUAGGAUGCCCGGCCACCCUGGGAGGCUUGCCAGAUGCCGGGGGCAGUCAGCAUUAAUGAAACUCAUGUUUAAACUUUUCUGACCACAUCGUCAGGAUAGAAUUCUAACUUCAGUUUUCCAAAGACCUUUUAAGCAUGUCAGCAAUGCAUGGGGCACACGUGGGGCUCUUUACCCGUUUGGGUUUUUCCACUGCAGCCACAUGGCCAGCCCUGGAUUUUGGAGCCUGUGGCUGCAAGGAGCCCAAGGACCCUUGUUGCCUGGUGAACCUGCAGGGAGGGUAUGAUUUCCUGACCAGGACAGCCAGUCUUUACUCUUUUUCUCUUACAGUAACUGACAGUCACGUUUUACUGGUAACUUAUUUUCCAGCACAUGAAGCCACCAGUUUCAUUCCAAAGCGUAUCGGGUUCAGACUUGUGGGCAGAAGUUCAGACACACCGUGCUCAGGAGGGACCCAGAGCCAAGUUUCGGAGUUUGGUAAAGUUUACAGGGUAGCUUCUGAAAUUAACUCAAACUUUUGACCAAAUGAGUGCAGAUUCUUGAAUUCACUUGGUCAUUGGGCUGCUGACAGUCAGCUCUGAGACAGUGGUUUGAGAGCAGGCAGAACGGUCUUGGGACUUGUUUGACUUUCCCCUCCCUAGUGGCCACUCUUUGCUCUGAAGCCCAGAUUGGCAAGAGGAGCUGGUCCAUUCCCCAUUCAUGGCAUAGAGCAGUGGCAGGGCCCAGCUAGCCGGCUCUUCUGGCCUCCUUGGCCUCAUUCUCUGCACAGCCCUCUGGGGAUCCUACCACCUGCCCUCUUACCCCGCCAUGGCUUAUGGGGAGGAAUGCAUCAUCUCACUUUUUUUGUUUUAAGCAGAUGAUGGGAUAACAUGGACUGCUUAGUGGCUAGGUUAUCAAUGGGGAGACUAAAUUCUAAUCUCAUUCAAAUGGAGACAUCCUCUGUGCAAAGACCUGGCAGGGGGAGGCACGUUUCAUCUGUCAGCUCACUCCAGCUUCACAAAUGUGCUGAGAGCAUUACUGUGUAGCCUUUUCUUUGAAGACGCACUUGGCCCUUCUCCACAGCAAGUGUCUGGGCAGAUGGCAGAGGAUCUGCCUCGGCAUCUGCGGGCAGGACCCCAUCAGGGAGGGUUCUUUCGUGUGCCCUCCCUGUGGGUCCUUGGACCUUUAGCCUUUUUCUUCCUUUGCAAAGGCCUUGGGGGCACUGGCUGGGAGUCAGCAAGCGAGCACUUUAUAUCCCUUUGAGGGAAACCCCAAUGACGCCACUGGGCCUCUUGGCGUCUGCCCUGCCCUCGCGGCUUCCUGCCGUGCUGCAGCGUGCCCACGUGCCCACGCCCCACCAGCAGGCGGCUGUCCCGGAGGCCGUGGCCCGCUGGGACUGGCCGCCCCUCCCCAGCGUCCCAGGGCUUCGGUUCUGGAGGGCCACUUUGUCAAGGUGUUUCAGUUUUUCUUUACUUCUUUUGAAAAUCUGUUUGCAAGGGGAAGGACCAUUUCGUAAUGGUCUGACACAAAGCGAGUUUGAUUUUUGCAGCACUAGCAAUGGACUUUGUUGUUUUUCUUUUUGAUCAGAACAUUCCUUCUUUACUGGUCACAGCCAUGUGCUCAUUCCAUUCUUCUUUUUGUAGACUUUGGGCCCACAUGUUUUAUGGGCAUUGAUACAUAUAUAAAUAUAUAGAUAUAAAUAUAUAUGAAUAUAUUUUUUUAAGUUUCCUACACCUGGAGGUUGCAUGGACUGUACGACCGGCAUGUCUUUAUAUUGUAUACAGAUUUUGCACGCCAAACUCGGCAGCUUUGGGGAAGAAGAAAAAUGCCUUUUUGUUCCCCUCUCAUGACAUUUGCAGAUACAAAAGAUGGAAAUUUUUCUGUAAAACAAAACCUUGAAGGAGAGGGGGGGGAAGUUUGCGUCUUAUUGAACUUAUUCUUAAGAAAUUGUACUUUUUAUUGUAAGAAAAAUAAAAAGGACUACUUAAACAUUUGUCAUAUUAAGAAAAAAAGUUUAUCUAGCACUUGUGACAUACCAAUAAUAGAGUUUAUUGUAUUUAUGUGGAAACAGUGUUUUAGGGAAACUACUCAGAAUUCAGAGUGAACUGCCUGUCUCUCUCUUGAGUUGAUUUGGAGGAAUUUUGUUCUGUUUUGUUUUGUUUGUCUCCUUUUAUCUCCUUCCACGGGCCAGGCGAGCACCGCCCGCCCUCACUGGCCUUGUGACGGUUUAUUCUGAUUGAGAACUGGGCGGACUCGAACGAGUCCCCUUUUCCGCACAGCUGUGUUGACUUUUUAAUUACUUUUAGGUGAUUUAUGGCUAAGAUUUCACUUUAAGCAGUCGUGAACUGUGCGAGCACUGUGGUUUAAAAUUAUACUUUGCAUCGAAAGGAAACCAUUUCUUCAUUGUAAUGAAGCUGAGCUUGUUCUUAGCUCGGCCUCACUUUGUCUCUGGCAUUGAUUAAAAGUCUCCUAUUGAAAGAAAAAGAAAGCGAACAGUUUUUGUUUGUUUGGUUUUUUUGCUGUGUGUGCUCCAUAGUGGAGGCGCUAUUUUCCAAUUGAUGAGAAUGACAAACAUAUAUAAUCUAUCUACCUAUCUAUCUAUCUAUCUAUCUAUCUAUCUAUCUAUCUAUCUAUCUAUCUAUCUAUAAAGGGGGCUUGAACCUUACUCACCCAAGAGCUUCUUACGGAAUGUGGUAGAAAACCAAGUUGUAACGACACUGUAACCUACUUGAUGCCUGUUCGCGCCCGGCGUGAGCUCCGCACUGGCCGUGGCCACCAUUCGCCUCUGUAAUUUAAUCCGUUUCUCUUGGAUUGUCUGGACGUGCCCGACGGUUCUUUCUUUUGCUCAGUGGAGUUGGAGGUUUUGUGUUUGGUUUUCUCAUUCUUGUCUUGUUUUGUGUGGGUGGAUUUUCACUGACCAAUGAUAACCUCUUCUGACGGUCAACUUCUUUCCACUUCACUGGAGUCCAGUAUUCUGUACCACAUCACGCAAUGUGUUACUCUUGUGGUGUAAAUAAAGACUGCGUUACUUGCC
Messenger RNA from Mandrillus leucophaeus (drill), 8664 nucleotides. RefSeq names its product histone deacetylase 4 (gene HDAC4). The transcript has 26 exons. Gene Ontology annotation, cellular component: histone deacetylase complex. NCBI's taxonomy places the organism in Eukaryota, Metazoa, Chordata, Mammalia, Primates, Cercopithecidae. Gene Ontology annotation, biological process: chromatin organization; negative regulation of transcription by RNA polymerase II. The record is from RefSeq and is a predicted model, not a curated record. Gene Ontology annotation, molecular function: histone deacetylase activity. The coding region runs from base 473 to 3727 and encodes 1084 amino acids.